This is a messenger RNA of Harpegnathos saltator (Jerdon's jumping ant), 3664 nucleotides long. RefSeq names its product GTP-binding protein 2. The record is from RefSeq and is a predicted model, not a curated record. Bases 379 to 2202 code for a protein of 607 amino acids. The transcript is spliced from 7 exons. Gene Ontology annotation, biological process: translational elongation. Gene Ontology annotation, molecular function: translation elongation factor activity; GTPase activity; GTP binding. Lineage: Eukaryota; Metazoa; Arthropoda; Insecta; Hymenoptera; Formicidae.
UCGCGGCCGAAGCUCUCUCGCUCGAGCGCUAAAAAUAUUUCCCGAUUUUCUCCUUCUCGUUGCUGUCACUUUUACUUUCGAAACAGCUGUUGAUCGGGAUAGCCGAUCAGUCCCGUCGCGCGGAUCGAUCUCCUCUCGCGAUAUCGAUAAGCCCGUUUUGGCGGAAUAUCACGUCUGAUCUUUAUCAGCGUCGGUACUGUUUGUGUUAUAACACGCGAUGUGUCAUAACAUAACACGUCCUCUGCAACUGUCAGUAACGAAUGAGACGAGGACGCUUAUACAUACGCGGGUAAUCGCUCGGCGGGAGGAAACGUGUAAACGUAAAUAAAUUUUGUUUAAUCGAGGGUAUUUCGAUUGUUACCUACGGUAUCGACGGAUAUGGAAUCGUUUUUACAACUUUUUAACUCGCAAGAUGACAACAAUAUGAGGACAAGGAAAAGACAAUGGAAUGAUUUGGAAAAUGAGGGAAAUGGCUUAUCGGACUGUGAGACCUCCAGUGUCGAGGAAGAUCAGGAGAUCUCUUUGCCACCAGAGCCUGAACAGGGAAACAUAGAGUACAAAUUAAAAUUGAUAAAUCCGUCUAGUCAACGUUUCGAACAUCUUGUUACACAGAUGAAAUGGAGGCUAAAAGAGGGACAAGGAGUGGCAAUUUAUCAAAUUGGAGUAGAGGAUAAUGGAAGAUUGGCAGGUCUGUCAAAAGAGGAAAUGAAGGCAUCUUUAAAGACGCUGAAGGAUAUGGCCUCCAGACUGGGCGCUACCAUAAGGGUAUUACGCGAGCGAGUAGCCGCAAGUUCCACAAGUAAGACCAUGGUGUCGCAAAGCAAUACUAAUAAUAAUAACAAUAAUAAAGAGGAAAAAAAAGUUGCUGAAGUACUGGUAAAAAAAUUACGAAAGGACGACAGAGAGGAUCAGGAUAGUAUCAUAGAUUUGAGGCUGGCGGUUACCGGUGCGCAGGAUGCUGGAAAGUCGACUCUCUUAGGUGUGCUGACUCAGGGUGAACUAGACAACGGUAGAGGUAGAGCGAGACUUAACAUGUUGCGUCACCUGCACGAGAUAAAGACGGGUCGCACGUCCUCGAUAUCACAUGAGAUCAUCGGGUUCGAUAGCGCUGGUCAUGUGUUGAAUUAUGCCGAAAUGGCCACGGCCGAAGAGAUAUGCGAACACGCCUCGAAAGUCGUCACUUUCAUCGACUUAGCUGGACAUCGGAAAUAUAUGCGGACUACGGUUCUUGGACUGACAGGAUAUUCACCACAUCAUGUCAUGCUGGUGAUAGCACCACCUCUGAACGAGGCGUCGCAAGAACAUAUGGCUCUCUGUUUAGCUUUAAAGCUUCCUUUCUUUAUCGUUCUGAAUAAAAUCGAUUUAGGAUUCUGCGACACGUCCGAGACACUGGUUCAACUUGAGAAUGUCAUGAGGGCACAGGGUUAUCCCAAGCAAUUAGUACCAUUUAGUAAUAAUGAGAUACCGUGGGACUACACAUCUGACGUGAUACCAGUAUUUAAUGUUAGUUGCGUUACUGGCGAGGGUCUCGAGGAGCUGACUACUUUUAUUAAAAAUUUGGCUCCUUACGAGACCAUCUCGAUAGACUCAGACCCGGAAUCCUGUCUAUUUCAAAUCGAUGAAACCUUUAGGGUAGCUGGUUUGACGCAACCAGUUUUAGGAGGAUUACUCGUUAAAGGAGCGAUAGCACCGGGAAAACGUUUGCUAGUAGGGCCCUUGCCAGACGGAGAAUUUAGCCCGGUCAAAGUGGUUAGUCUACAUCGCAAUAAGGCUCCGUGCUGUUUAGUCAGAGCGUCGCAGAGCGCUAGUCUGACAUUGGCACCGCCGACAAAUCGUAGCCCUCCUUUGCCGCCUCUUCGACCUGGAAUGGUUCUAGUUUCUCCGUGCGAUCAACCACAUGCUACACUUUUCUUUCAGGCGACGGUGCUAAUAGUGUAUCAUGCGACAGCGAUAUUUUCGGGCUUUCAAACGACAGUGCAUGUGGGUAACGUGAGACAAACUUGCGUCAUCGAGGGUAUAAUGGAUAUGACUGAGCGGGGCUUGCAGACAAAUGACACCGCCUCCGUGUUGUUUAGGUUCGUCAGCCACCCAGAGUAUCUCCAUGUUGGAAUGCGUUUGUUGUUCAGGGAGGGACGUACUAAGGGGAUCGGUAAAAUAACGCAAAUCUUUCCGCUGAUCGGAUCGCGGAAUUCGAUGAAAUGAGAGAAAUUAGCACAAUGUAAUAUACUAUCUGACAUAACGUUUUCUAUAGUAUUUAUGUACACGUAACGCGAAAGAAAAAAAGAGGAAAGAAAUACCAUAAAUGUUUUAUAAAAGUAGGGUCGUACCGCUACUGACGUUAUUAUUAGCGCAAUUAAACGGUUGGAUUUCAUCGUCAAGCUGCUCGAAAUAACGAGAAUUGUUAUUGGUAUGUUUAUUCUGUAUAUUUUUCUUCAAUAUGGAGUCGUCCACCUCGACGUCGAGAUUCUGGGCGGAGUUCUAGGAUAGAUUUCCUAGUAUAUCUUCCUUAUGCGAUAACAUAAUCUACACUAGGUAGUAAAAAUGUGCAAACGAAGCAGCAGGAAAGCUCACAGAUAAUUUUAGACUUCUGUCGCCUUCAGAAAGGCAAGUAGAAAAUACAUCGCACUCGGUUCGUUAAAUAUCGGCACCGAGGUGUAUAUUUUUUUUGCUUCGUAGAAUAUAAAGUUUUGUUGAUUGAUCGAAACCUAGGAUUUCGUUUCUGGGUUUUGUUUCUGCAACACGAGUUUGUACGUGUUACAACGAUAUUUUGGUAGACGCGUUAAAGGCAAUGAGCUUUGAUUUAUAACUAAGAUUUGGCUCGAUCUGUACGAUUGUUCAAAAAUAUGACCUCGUUUCUGUGUCGAGUAGUGUGUUAACAUUGUCGAAAGAGAAUUUAUUUUCAUGUGUCACAGAUAUGCUUAGAGAUUUUAUUAGGAUAUCUCUAAAAACAGGACAAUAGGUUUUUGAGUUAGUAUAUAAUUUAAUGGAUAAUUUAUAUUUUUGAAUUUAUGUAUAGAGUGCAAUAUAUUAGAAAUUCUUUCUAUUUCGAAAACAAAGUGACCUCGUAUGUAGAAAAAUAAUUAUCUGCAGAAUUAUUUUUUUUUUUUUUACUGGCGUAUUAUAUGCAAAAGUGUUAUGCGUACUUAAAGAUUUCUCUUAUAUUGUGUGAGUUAUUUAAUUUCCGAAUAUUGGCUUUUGUGAGAUUCACAUGAGAAGGUAUCAGUUAUAAAUUAUUUUACUUCUCAUAUUUGUUGAGAUCGGAAACGUCGUUUCCCUUACUUCGGUUACGCUAUUUUCUUAUUUAAUGAUGAUACGCUAUCGGACAUACAACUUGUAAAGCACAACUUGUUUUAUUUUAUAUUCCCUGUACAGUUCUAUGUGUAAUAUCUUUUGUAAGAUUACAUUCGCAAAGAUUCCAAUCUCAGUAACGAAGUUACCCGUUACAUGUACAUUUAGAAAUUUCGAGAGAAUGAAGAAAAAGAAUGUGAAAGGGAAAAAAGCGAAUGUGAGGAUAAUCUUCGUUCUGUAUGCUAAUUACUGCUUGAAAAUAAAAUUCGAUAAUACUUUAAUGAUGCGUAUUUGCUUGUUCACUAUGUACAAAGGAAAGUGUCGAUGUGUAUAUUCUUGAAUAAAAAUAGGCAAUCGUCCCUGAUGAUGAAAGAUA